GGCUUUCUUUUUCUAUUUGCAUUAAUAAUAAAAUAUAACAAGAGCUAUAAAACGAGUAAAGAGUCUGCCUUUCUACAAUCCAUUUGCAAUUACGCACUAUUCAAUCGAGUUUUAAGUUUAUCAAUUGCCAUAGUCUUCGUUCAUACUUUCAAAAGCACGGCAGCCACCGUUUAGUUGCGUUUAGUUUAUUGUUUACAUUACAAUUUUAGUAAUUUUAUAGAAAUGGUGAACUAUUGUUGUGUACAAGGAUGCGGUCGCAAUAGCAGAUUACACAAACAUUUAAAUUUCUACAACUUGCCUAAAGAAAGACAUCGGCAGAUAGAGUGGCUGAAGGCGGCUCGAAGGGAGGACUUAAUAAAGAAAAUUGAAGAUAAAAUUGUCUCGCCACGUUUCUGUUCUCGCCAUUUCCCUCCAGCGAGUAUUAAAAAUCGAAAUCUGAGUCCUGAGGCAGUGCCCACUCUAUAUCUUCCCGGUAGCUGGGAUUGUGAUGAUUUUGAACCGAACCCACCGGUGCAUAUUGAUAUAAUCUGUGACAACUGUAGCAAGCCUAUAACCGGUUUCCGCUACAAAUGUGUCAAUUGUGAUGACUAUGAUUUGUGCCAGAAAUGUGAGAUGUUGGAGGCACACUCACAUCAUUUCAUGUUACGGUUGCCGAAGCCUCUGAAAUUCAAACUAGCAGACAAUCUAAUAAAGAAAUGGAGACAUCUCUUCAAGAAAGCACAUGUAACACCUAGUUCACAGGACAAUUUAGAAGAUGAUGUGUCUAGUGAUGAUGAACCUAUAACAAAAUAUGCAAACAACUAUGACAGCGGGAUUGAUUUGUCUGAAGAUGUUAAAUUAAAAAUACGAAAAGAAAUACAUCGGACUUUAAAACUUCAUCCUGAAAAUGUUCAAAACAAAAAUGCAUUGUCUAGUAAGAAGAGGAGUAACAAUGAUAUUGAACAUUGUAAUAAACGACAGGCAUUGGAAGGAACUUUGGAUAGUGAAGGGGAAUAUCUUAUUGUUGGCAAUAACGCUCCUGAUGUAGUGUUUGCGGAUGUGAAUGAAAUAAAAGAUGAAGAAAUAGUUGAAACAAAUAAUGAAGUGUCAACAUCUUUUGCUUCUAUGUUGCCAAAUAAUGAUUCUCCCGUUGUGCUGGUACAAAUAAGUGACGAUAUAUCUCAAUUAAUGAUUUUAAAUUAAUCUAACUUUCAACAACAGAAACCAUUGUAAUUUUGAGAAAUAGAUUACAAAGUGUAUGUAAUAUUACAAUUAUGGCAUACCAGCGCAGUUUUCUGUUGCGGUU
This is a messenger RNA of Papilio xuthus (Asian swallowtail), 1285 nucleotides long. RefSeq lists its product as uncharacterized. Gene Ontology annotation, molecular function: zinc ion binding; protein kinase C binding; K63-linked polyubiquitin modification-dependent protein binding. Gene Ontology annotation, cellular component: aggresome; amphisome. Bases 223 to 1182 code for a protein of 319 amino acids. Gene Ontology annotation, biological process: mitophagy; aggrephagy; endosome organization. The record is from RefSeq and is a predicted model, not a curated record. The transcript has 5 exons. Lineage: Eukaryota; Metazoa; Arthropoda; Insecta; Lepidoptera; Papilionidae.